Rhizophagus irregularis DAOM 181602=DAOM 197198 is the source of this 996-nucleotide messenger RNA. Lineage: Eukaryota; Fungi; Glomeromycota; Glomeromycetes; Glomerales; Glomeraceae. The record is from RefSeq and is a predicted model, not a curated record.
AAUAAAGGUAUGUUUUAUAAACUGCAUAAAGUAUUAGUAUGCUGCAAUAUAUGAUAAAUUUUUUUCACAUAAUUUACUUCAUUAGAGCAAUAUUUUCGAGCAAAAAAUGUUUCUCUUCGAAUCUCGUCAACAAUCCAUCACCAAAUCUACAAUAAAGUACCUUUCCCACCUUAUUUACCUUGUCGUAAUAAACCACAGUCUCCUUUCUUAUUUUCAUCUACCAAUUUUACCCGAUCAAUAUCGUCUUUUCCUCCCUCAAGAAUGCAUUCACCACCUCAGAGAACAUUAAAACAACUUGUAGCAUUUGGUGGAGCGACGUUAACAUUUUUCAUUAUCAAGCCAACACUUUUUUAUAUAAUAAAUGGAGCAAUUGCCUUUGGUGCUUAUAAAUUUUUAAAAAGAUUAUUGGACUACUUAUUUCCGGCUAUUGACAUUAAUAGGAAACAAUUUUAUAAUUUCAACCCAACAACAAAAUUAACAAAGAUUCAAAGUAAAUUAUAUACUAAAUCUAUUGAACAAAUUAAAAAGGUAAAUUUAAAUUAUAAUAUAAUUGGAUUUACUGGUCCACAUACAAUUUCCACCGAAUCUGUCGAAUUUAAUUCAACAGAUUCUCAACAAAAGUAUACCUUAAUUAAUAUUGAAUAUUGGGCAAUUGAUGAAUUGAAUAAUAAGAAAGCUAUCGUCAAAGUUGAAGGAAUGUUACAUAAUCAUGAUGAUUUUGAGAUAAAAAAUAUUGAAAUGUAUUGGCCAAAUACUGGACAAGUUAUUAAUGUUCCUACGGAUUUGAAACAAGAUAGUCAGGGUUAUCGGAAACCUCCAAUUAUUGAAGCAGAAUUUCGGGAUAUUGAUUAAUUUUUAAUAAUAAUAAAUUGGUAGCAAAUUGGUAGUGACACCACCACGUGUUUUAUACUGAAUUAGAUCAAACCCGAAAACAUAAUAUGCCAUUUAAAAUUCGUUGACUUUUUUUGGUUAAAAUAAAUUUAUAUUUCCUCCCAA